UUGACCUUCAUUUAUAUCUUCUUUUUCAAUUAGAUAUGUAGAUUUUAUGAAGAAGUAUUCUAACCCAAACAUGACAAUUUCUUUCUCUUCAGAGCGGUCUAUUCAAGAUGAACUGGACAGAGAGAGUCAGUCAGAUGUUAUUACUAUUCUCAUCAGCUACCUCAUCAUGUUUGCUUAUGUUUCUAUAGCAUUAGGAAGAUUUCAAGGUUUUCAACAUGUGUUGGUCAAUUCCAAGGUUACACUAGGUUUAGGAGGAGUAGUGAUUGUUUUAUUAUCAGUGACAUCAUCUCUUGGCAUCUUCAGCUAUGCUGGUGUUCCAGCAACACUUCUCAUUAUUGAGGUUAUUCCAUUCCUUGUUCUAGCAGUUGGGGUUGAUAAUAUUUUCAUCCUUGUCCAGGCUUAUCAUCGAGACAAUAGGCUUGAGAUGGAAUCUCGGGAAGAACAGAUUGGACGAAUUCUGGGCGAGGUUGCCCCAUCUCUGCUAUUAGCUAGUUUUUCAGAAUCAUCUUGUUUUUUCUUAGGUGCCCUCUCCAGUAUGCCAGCAGUUCAUAUUUUCUCCCUGUAUGCAGGCUUGGCUUUGCUCAUAGAUUUUUUACUCCAGAUCACAUGCUUUGUAGCAUUACUUUCCUUGGAUUCUAGGAGGGCAGAAGCACAUAGGUUUGAUGUUCUAUGUUGUGCAAAGGCUGAAAAACAUGAAUUGUUAGGUAACCAUGGAAACAGCUGGCUCUUUAUUGUCUUCAAGAAUUAUUAUGCUCCAUUUCUAAUGAAAACACCUGUGAGAGUCACAGUGCUAACUAUUUUUGUUGGCUGGCUGUGUUCUUCAGUAGCUGUUCUUAAUCAAAUAGAUGUUGGACUAGACCAGAAACUCUCCAUGCCUCAGACAUUCUAUGUUGUGAAAUAUUUUGAAGCCUUGAACAAGUACCUAUCAGUUGGAGCUCCUGUUUAUUUUGUAGUGAAAGAUGGUUACAACUAUUCAGACCAUCAGCAGCAGAAUUUGAUCUGUGCAUCUUCUGGAUGUAGCCAGCACUCCCUUCUCAGUCAGCUGUCUCGUGCUGCCAACUUGUCUUCUCAAACGUACAUUGCCCAUUCAGCCACAUCAUGGAUUGAUGAUUAUUUCAGCUGGGCUGCGAAUCCAUCGUGCUGUCAUGUCUUCCAAAAUCAUAGUUAUUGUCCUUUAGCUGAAGCUCACCUUAAGCAUUGUAAUUCCUGUAACAUAGUGGAUCCACAUGACAGGAGAGUUUUGUCUUCGGACUUUGUAACUUACCUCCCUAGCUUCCUUAGUGAAAAUCCCCUGUCUGUUUGUCCCAAGGGGGGACAUGCAGCAUAUUUUAGUGGAGUUGAACUUUUGCAUAAUGACACAAAAAUAGGAGCAACUUAUUUCAUGACCUACCACACUGUGCUUAAAACUUCUAAAGACUUCACUGAGGCUUACAAGUGGGCACAUGAUAUUAGUACCAACAUUACUCACAUGCUCCGUAUUAAUGGGACAGAUGAGGAUGCCAGUGUUUUCCCGUACAGCAUUUUCUACGUAUUUUACGAGCAGUACCUAACAAUGUGGCAUGACACCAUCUCAAAUCUAGCCAUUACAAUCUCGGCAGUUUUUGUUGUCACACUGAUUCUCUUAUGCCUUGAUGUUCAUUCUUCUAUCAUCAUUGUUCUCACAAUAAUCUUGAUUAUCAUCAACUUGAUGGGUCUCAUGUAUUGGUGGAAUAUCAGUCUCAAUGGUGUAUCUUUAGUCAACCUUGUAAUGGCUGUUGGUAUUUCUGUGGAGUUUUGUUCUCACAUUACUAAAGCUUUUGGUAAAAGUUUGAAAAAAACCAGAGUCUUACGAUCACAAGAUGCUUUGGCCAGAAUGGGUAGUUCUGUUUUGUCAGGAAUCACACUUACUAAGUUUGGAGGAAUUGUGGUACUUGGGUUUGCAAAAUCUCAAAUUUUUGAAGUAUUCUACUUUAGAAUGUAUCUGGGUAUUGUACUUAUUGGAGCUUCUCAUGGAUUGAUUUUUCUACCUGUUCUGCUUAGUAUUGCAGGACCUGCACUGAAACAGGCAAGGCUCAGAGGCCGGAAAUUGUCAUCUUUUUCAGAGAGCAAUUCGCCAGUUGUGAAAGGCACUUCUCUUCCAGAAGACAGUGUUGGCGGGUAUAUUUAAAAUAGUUGCUGAAAAUGUGAACAGAAUUGCUCUCACUUAAGGCUUGGAUUAAAUCAUGCACCUUGACCUUCUUUCAAAAUACCUUAGUAUAUUCUGUUUUUUUAUUUUAUUAGCUGUUAUGAGAAUACCCUGCUUCUCUUUUUUUGUUCUUGUUGUUUGAAUGACAGUUUAAUAGUUUUUAUAGGAAUCUUAAACUUGUUUCUAGAAAUAAAAGUAUGAGUUUACAAUGAUGUUUCAAACUAUUCUUAUUUGCAGACCUAUAAACUGUAAGUUUGAAUCAAGAAUGCAUUUGUUUUUUACACCUAACCGAAUGUUGUUCUUUUUUAUAGGGAAGAUUUCAGUAUAGUUUCUUCUCAAAUUUUCUUAUUGAUAUUGUUUUAUACUGGUAUAAGUCCAAAUAAUGGAAUUUGUCUGCAGUAAUCUACUUUUAUGAUAUCAGUCCAUUUUUUCUUUACCCGUGCUUUGUCUUAAAUGCAGUCAUGUUUCCGAGUAAAGUAUGAUUUUCAAUUAUUGUGUUGUGAUUUUUCUCAGUAACAUUAGGUUGUGUUGUUAAUUCUUUUUAAGGAUUUUCAAUCACUGUUUCUUAGGUUUUGUCUCUCUUUAACGCAUACAAUAAUGUCAAUAUAAGGUUAGAUUUGAGGUAGUUUGACACCUAUAGAAGAUUUCUAAGAUGCCCAGAACACUAAAGGAGUAAAGCAUGGGUAAUAAUUAUUUUGUUAUGUAUAUAAAUGCAUCAGAACUGGCAUAUUCCAUGUUUCAUUGAUAAUGGAUUUUGUGCUGAGCCUUUGGUAACAGAGACUUUUAUAUGAGUAUGUUACUCUGUUGGCUGUAUAUAAUUUGUUUGAAGUUUCAACAUAAGCAAUUCAUUCUUCAAACCACAAACAUGUUGUGUGGAAUAUGUAAUUGGAAUUUUGUAGAUCAAUCAGAGGUAAAGUCUUUUUAGUGCAUUCCAAUGAAAUAUAAAAUCCUAGAUAAAGCUGUAUAAAUACAUAUUAUUAACAAAACUCUGAUUAGUGAGAUCUACAUAAUAUUAGCUUCUUUCUUUAUAUUAUCUGAUAUAGAACGAUUAACUGGAUAUAAAACUUUCAAACAACAUAUCUAUUAAAGUUCCUUUAUGUUAACUUCUACCAUAUAGUCUGAACAAAUUAUGUUUGAAUAUCCGAUAUUUUAUGUUGAGGCUUUUGUAUUGAUGAAGAAAUGAUAUAUUUUAUUAAGUACUAAUAAACUUGUAUACAGUUGA
This is a messenger RNA of Limulus polyphemus (Atlantic horseshoe crab), 3386 nucleotides long. RefSeq names its product Niemann-Pick C1 protein-like. The record is from RefSeq and is a predicted model, not a curated record. The transcript has 17 exons. The coding region runs from base 47 to 2146 and encodes 699 amino acids. Lineage: Eukaryota; Metazoa; Arthropoda; Merostomata; Xiphosura; Limulidae. Gene Ontology annotation, cellular component: membrane.